GGGGCAGCGGUCUCGGAAGGCGGCCGCCGAGCCAGGGAUACAGGGAUAAGGGGCUGCUGCUGCUCAGGCAUUAUCCGGGGAAGCCGCGUGGCCCCGGGAUGCGCGACGCGGGGCGGAGCCUGAUGCGGACGGGGACGUGGCCGGAGCCGCUGUAGCGGAGCGUGUGUGACACCGCGCCGAGCCUCAGCCAACGCCGCCGCCGCCAUGCCCGGGCCCAACCCCAGCGCCACCAGUGUCGGCUCCUCCGGCCGCUCCCCCAGCAAGGCUGUGGCUCCCCGCGCCGCGGGAUCCACCGUCCGGCAGAGGAAAAAUGCCAGCUGUGGGACGAGGAGUGCAGGCCGUGCCACGUCCACAGGGACUGGUGGGAUGUGGCGGUUCUACACUGAGGACUCGCCAGGGCUCAAAGUGGCAGUAGAAGUGAAGGAAACAGACUCCAUCAAGACCUCCCAGUCUGAACAGGAGACUUGCACUGCAGAGGAUAACAAAGGUUUCCUGUUGCUGACAGCUGACGAGAAAGAAUUCCUGACAAUCAGUUCUAUGCUCAAGAUCAGGAUUUACCAGGAUGAUACUCUUCAGUAGCAAGAUGGGUAAUGAAUGGAGAGAUGGUAUUUUAACAAUUCCAGCAAGUCCAGCUACUUAUGAAGUCAGCAGCUGGUUGUGAAGUGACUGUGUCUCAGAAGAAAACAAGGCCUCGUGGGAUCCAGCACUUAGCCCCAUUCAGCCUUCAAGGCUUCCCCUCCACAGUGAACCUUUAAGGUCUGAAGAUAGUGACUGGCAACCUCAUACCUACAUACUUUCUCAAGGAUAGGUAAUAACCCCUGCCAUAAAUAUACAGAUACAUAUAAAUCACUGUUUGCAUCGCCCAUGGAAAUCUGGCUUCUAACUUCAACAGUGGCUCCAUCUUAGAAGGACUGAAACACACUCUCGUGUCUUCAGGUAAUGGUCUAAAAUAUAAGAGGGUGCCAGUGAAAGCUUGACUAUUCCAUUAUUGUGCAAUUAGAUUAUGGCAGCCGAGGAGAAAAGUGAUGUCAUUAUGCCAACAGGUAAGAAAUCAUUCAGUUACAUCAGUGAUGCCUUUACCUAAAGGGAGAAUUUCCACCAUCUUCAGUUUUCAAGGUUUCAAAAAAAUACAUAGUCAAACUUCUCCAGUCAAAUGUACAGCCCUGUUGCUUGGUUUGAAAUGUUAGCAGCUUAUAUCAUGUCAUUUAAAUUCUCUGCUGUGAGUCUAGAGAAAUAGAAAAUCACUAACUCUUAAGUGUCAGCUCCAGAAGUGGAGAAGUUGACUAAGAGAAACUUUUUUUUUAUAAGCUGCUCUGAUGCAUCUUUGCCAUUGUGUUUUUAAACUAACAACUCUCCCCCUAGGCACAUAAUAUCAUGGCACUCAUUCCUAUUGAUAGCCAAUCUUACUGAGAGCUUUUGAGAGUGUUUUAGAGUAUAGUGAAAUGCUACACUUCAAGGCCUCACAUGAGAUACUUUUUACCAAGUACUGUAGUAACAAAGCAAGUGACUGAAACAAGGUAAAUUUUGACUGGAAGUAAGGAAGAAAUAUCUUGAUGAUGCAGGUGGUGAGGCACUGGGAUGGGUUGCCCAGAGAAGCUGUGGGCGCCCCAUCCCUGGAAGUGUUCCAAGUUGGGAGGGACAGUGUGGCUGCAGCUCUCUUCACAGAGAGCAGCAGGCACAACUCUCCCAGGCAUUGUCCUGGGGAAGGCUGUGAGAAGAUCAGAGAAAAGAAUAAUAAACUAUUUUAUGUUCACUUGCUGCACCUCUUGUUGUGAACAUGAGGAAUGUGUUAUGGAGAUUUGUUUACCCAAAGGGUGAUUUCUUAAUUGGCCACUGGUGAUGGUGUUCAGAUUCAAGUGGCCAAUCUGGUCAAAGCUGUACCAGACUGUCUGCAAGGGCAAUGAGUUUCUUAGAAGUAUAAUGUAGUAUAGUAAAAUAAAGCGAUUGAUCAGCCUUCUGGAAUCAUGGAGUCAAUGCUAAUUAUUACCCGGCAGGGACCCAGGCUACGAUAGGACAGGGCUUUAACCAACAUGAUCUAGUGAACCAUACAUCUGCCCAUGGGACAGGGGGUUGGACUAGAUGGUCCUUAAAAGUCCCAACUCAUAUUGUUCUAUAGUUCUGUAAUUCCAUGAUUCCAUGAAAAGUAGAACACUUGUACUGACAUAUUCUGGUGACUUGGUCCAGAGCAUGAAGAUCUUUCUGCACAGCUUUGCAUAAGUAGUCAAAUAUAUUUUUUUUUUAUUUUAAGUAAUUAUCCUGUUGUUAAAUUAACUGUUCUAACCAAAACUUAUGGUACUGACAUAAAUUCUUAGUCAUUGAUGCAGAUAAUGCCUUGAACCAAGAGUCAGUGGUACUCAAUGAACAUCAGGUCACUCCUUAGCUCAAAAUCAUCAGAUGAAAGAUUGCACUUAGGUUGCAGAGAAGAUUGAAUCUGUUCCUUGAAACCAAGUCCCCAAACUCUCAUCUUCUUCCAAAAUUUAAAUGUGCUCAUAGCCACAAGUCCUCAUUGCAUAGCUUAGGUCUACAUUGUGAUGAGAAGGCACAUAAUGUCCAAUGCACAGAAUACAUGAGAUCAUUCUACACGCUGUGGUAAAAAAUCUUCAAUUAAUAAGUAAUUGGAAUUGUAAAUGUGAAUAAAUCCACAGGCUGCUAAGUUUCAAAAACUACAUAUGCAUUAGGGUCAACAGCUUUUCCAAUGUUAUGGAAUGACAAACAUGUAAAAAUAGAUUUUGGUUUCAUAAUAAUUCUGUAUUUAUAAAAUUAAAUUAGCAUUGCAUUUAAAUAUCCUUCUUUCCACAACUUCAUAAAUGUAGUUACCAUUCCAAAUCAGGCAUGUGAAAAUGACUUGCUGAAAUUUUCUCCAAAUUCCUGCCGUCUCCUUCUGGUGUUUCAUCUUCUACCCAAAAUGUGUUAAUGUGCCACCAUUAUUGAUUAAAACAUGAGACAUUAACUAAUAGAAGUUUGCUACUCCCCAGAGCACUGUUUUUUGGAAAUGAGUCAGCAGGUAUCUCAGAGACUGCCAUAUCUGAACUAAAGGGAUUCUUCAAAUCUUUAAACUUUUCCUACACAAUGCAGGUGGAAUUAAAGUAAUUUCAGCGUUACACUAAUGUAUGCAUACCCUCAGGAAAAAGAAAAAAGGACUUGCCAAUUUUAAUGCUAUAUGAUACUGUUUUUCUCCUUUUAAUUAGUUAUUUGGUGAAUUGAAACAAUGACUGCAAGUGGUUCAAUAUUCAUACAUAUCAAACAUUAUGCUACAGUCUACUGUCAUAUUACAGUAGAAACAUAUAUCAGUUUCUGCUGGAGAAAUUUGGUUUCAAUCAAAUGUCUUUGAUUAUAGGCACAGAGAGUUAUUUGUUCACUAUUUUAAUUUUUCCCCAAAAAGCUUUAUUUAAUUAUACUUCAACAUGGUCCUUAAAACUUCAAACGUACUAUGAAAAGUAGCUCUGUGGAAAAAGAAAUUAGCUUCUUACUAGCACUACUUUAUUACAUUUCAAAUCCAGAACCAUAACUUUUUAUUCCACCAUAUGGAUAUCACAGCAAACUACAAACAUAUUACUGGAAUAUAACAAUUACUGCUCCACAGCUGAGCAGCAGUAACUGACCCCACAUGUGCUUUUAACAAAAUCAGAUCCCUUAUUUUGAACACUUGUCAGGAUAUACACUGUGCUUUUCUCACAACCCCAACAACACAGUUAUCUUUUUCCAAAAUAAAAAUUUACUGUAAGACAGCAGUCUACAUUCUGCAUUUCUUCCUGAACUACCAGCAAAACCAUGUCCUGAGCUUCACUUCAUGUAUUUACUGAAGACUAAGUGUCUUCAGCACCACUAAAGGCCAAUAGAAAAAUUAUGUGGUUCAAUGUAGAUCAAUGCCUAAAAUGUUCUGCAAUUUUUUUUACUUUGGAGUCAGAAUAGAAAUGUGUGGUGAAUUUCAUCUGAUCCUCAGAUCUCAGGCUGCAGUAGGCUGCUCAUCUUCAUCGCACAUAGACAGAAAUCUCCUGAUUUGGUGCUCUCUAGAGACCCAGCAAGUAUGGAAACAAAAGAUGCCUAGCUUACAGAAACCCUUUUUGAUUGUAGGGGGAAGAGUGAAUUUUGCUAUGAGGUGUCUGUUACAGCUAAUUUGUAAGUUUAUCUCACAGCAAACUACAGACUAUGUUUUAGUAAUUGAAAAGUAUUUUUAAAAUUCUGUUAUCCUCAAAGAAAAUGACUCACCAGUGUCACAAGCACUUCCAGGACUACACUGAAUGAAAACACCAGUGAGAGAGAGAGGCUCGACAAUGCAGAUUUACAAAUCCCCGGAUUACUGUGUGCUCACCUCCACCUGUGGCAAAGAGAGAGCUUGUCUCACAUUUAGUCUGUGUAAACUGGCCAUCUUUUAAAUGAACUCUCAGAUUCAGCAAUAGUGAUUAAGGUUGUACAAAUCAAGACAGGAAGAAACUUAGUGGGGGAGCUCCACCUAGCUGGCAAAAUUUCUCAAUUUGGCCCAGUUUAGUUUCACAUGGUAAGCUUUCUUCACCGGGCAAGUCCUUAGCACACAAAAGCUCCCUGCAGAAACCACAAAGCCAGAUGGGUACUUUCCAAAUGCAGAGUCAAACAUCACACUAAUGAUGCAUGACAGUCCUGAAGCAGAAGGCCCCUUUUCCAUAGAUCCUGUUUAGAAGAGUAUCGGGGGAAAGCAAUCCUGCUGAACACAGUCCUUCUCUACCUUCCCGAUCUCUUGGCUCCCACUCAGAAUGAAGGGAAACAGCAAAGGAGCAAGCAGACUGAAGAGAGAGAAAGUGUUAGAAACAUGGAUGCUGAGUGCCUACCUCCAAGUGCACAUCACAGCUUUGAUGCCACUGUGCCACUGUAGAAAGGACACAGCAACUUCAUAGUCCUUUGUGAUUCAGAUUUAAAAAAAAAAAAAAAAAAACAGAAAAACAAACAGUGGAAGAAUUGCAUACAAUGGAGGAGCAAAGACAACUUUUACUAAAAAAAUACAUUUUACAGAGAAGUUCAAAAUGCUGUGAGGUUAAUAAGCAUUCUCCUUCUUCAACAGGCUCACUACCAGAAUGAACUCUCGGAAAAGGAGUCUGGGUCUCUUCUCAUCACCUCCCUACCUUUUGGAUUUAUUGGUUGGUUUAAGCUGUGGGGGUUUUACUCUAUUUUAAUUACAAUGUAAUGCAGUUACAUUGUCAGAAGUCACUGCUAUCAGGGAUGAAUAAGGCUCUUUAUAAGGCCAGUGGAGUUUGAACACUAGGCCAAAAAUCUGGAGUCAGCUGAAUCCUGUAUUGUAUCAGGUUAGGACAAAACCAAAGAUGUAAAAGUACUUUUCACCAAAUUGUAAACUAUCAUGUCUGUCACAUAACUUCUGUCUGUUUCAGCUUCUGGAAAUUACAGAUACUGGACAUGAAAGAUUUUUAAUGACUUGAAGAAGGAUCCAAGAAACCAAAGACCAGUAUGUCUGAUCUACUGACCAAACCAGUAAAGGCAUCUAGUAACUGACUAAAUUCUGAGAAAGGAAAAGGGAGACGCAGAGGAAGAGGAAGAGGAAGAGGAAGAGGAAGAGGAAAAGGAAAAGGAAAAGGAAAAGGAAAAGGAAAAGGAAAAGGAAAAGGAAAAGGAAAAGGAAAAGGAAAAGGAAAAGGAAAAGGAAAAGGAAAAGGAAAAGGAAAAGGAAAAGAUAGCAUACAGGAAUAGGUAAUUUAUUUUAACAAUAAAGAAUUCAUGGCGUAAUAUUUGAACAGAAGAGCAGCUUUCUUACCAGCUCAUAACUUCCUUAGUAUGGCAGAAAGGAAAACUUAAACAGAUUCUAUUGGUCCAGAAUAACUAAAUUUGAUUGAAUACAUUGUAACAUAGUAGUAGAAGAGAAUUAUCUCAGUCAGGCACCAGAAAUACACGACUGAUUACAUGGAUGAUUGUGAUUAGAUUUAUUGCUAAUACAAUAUCUAAAUAUUGACAAUGAAGUGUAGAAUAUAAGCAGGUCUAAAGGGUAACAAUGAAUGUAUGUCUGAAUGCAACUGUCUUUGUUGCUAGGUUCUCCCCUGAGACCAUGAAGUUAAUAUACCCAGAAGGUGAGUAACAAAAACUUUUUCCUUCAUGUCUUGAAUUUUAAAGGCUUAGGGAUGAAAAUGGGUACACUGACAAUAAGAUGCACCUGAGGCUAUGUGGCUUUGGACCAUCACAGUGAUCAUCUUCCACAGCCAACAGAAAGCUUAUAAACAUUUUGAUAUUAUAAUCACCCACCAAAACAAGGUGUGGCAGGUCUUCUGUAUGAUUUUACAUUGAAUUUGAUUCACUUCCAUUUCCUUAUAUUCAGAAACUAAGCAUUCCUUUUCUCAGCUGUUACAGGCACGUACCACAUCCUGUGCACAAGAUGCUUCUUCCACUACAGGUCACACUGGGGAGCAUCACAGCAACUUCUCCUGAUGUCAGGGCUGAGUUUACCGCAACAGGGUAUAAUUUCACCAACUCUGCCACCCCUGACAGUGGCCAAUACUAGCUUCCCUUUGGGGAAAGCAUAGUACCAUUCCUGGCCAGAGCCAGUUCAAGGUCUUUCUGAACCAGAAGUGACAUCACAACCUUGGUUUGCGGGGUUUUUUUCCCUUUAGAAGUACCUCCUCUUGCUCGUUUUUAAGCUUUCAUCCUGAAAACCUAAAUUUAUUUAUGGUGUAUUAAAGAGAAAUAAGUUGUU
This is a messenger RNA of Haemorhous mexicanus (house finch), 6670 nucleotides long. It is a transcript of the gene SEC61B, whose product is annotated as SEC61 translocon subunit beta. Gene Ontology annotation, cellular component: Sec61 translocon complex. Gene Ontology annotation, biological process: intracellular protein transport. The transcript has 6 exons. The record is from RefSeq and is a predicted model, not a curated record. The coding region runs from base 205 to 579 and encodes 124 amino acids. Lineage: Eukaryota; Metazoa; Chordata; Aves; Passeriformes; Fringillidae.